Molecule: messenger RNA, 1370 nt
Organism: Rosa chinensis
Lineage: Eukaryota; Viridiplantae; Streptophyta; Magnoliopsida; Rosales; Rosaceae
Product: ubinuclein-2
Exons: 7
Coding region: 342-1244 (300 amino acids)
Cellular component (GO): nucleus
Source: RefSeq, a predicted model, not a curated record
UAUGGCUUGUCUUCAGACUAUGAGUUAUUCUAAGUUGGGAAUGCGUUUGUUAAAUUAGGAUUUUCAUCUUAAAUGUGUUCGUAUAUUGAGGGAAUCAAGUUCAUGUCAUGGCUAUAUAUCAGAUUUGGUGCAUGAUCUGCACUUUUAGUCUUAAGAUGGCAAUUCUUCGAUAAGGUCAACUGUUUCUACGAUGCCUAUGAUGAUAGUUUUAUCUUUUUUUAUUAAUUGAGCAUCACAUUUUCUAGGUACAACCUUCUGGAGAGGGAGAGGGAGAGGAAGGGAAAGAUGAAGCUGCGCCGAAUCGUUUUAGUGUUGUGAUUGAGAAGAUUGAGCGCCUAUAUAUGGGUAAAGAUAGUAGUGACGAUGAAGAUCAAAAUAUUCCUGAUGACGAUCAGUAUGAUACUGAGGACUCAUUUAUUGAUGAUGCUGAGUUGGAUGAAUAUUUUGAAGUGGAUAAUUCAGCUAUAAAACAUGACGGAUUCUUUGUUAACAGGGGCCAACUAGAACGGAUAAACACAACUGCUGCAUUACCUAACCAGCAACCAAAGAAAAGGAGAAGAAAAGAGGCAAAGAGCCCCGGUGAAACUGAUGACUGUCACGUGCCAAAUAAACAAGCAAAGUUAGGUAAGACAGCUGCAGCAAAGAUUACAUCGGGACUUGCAAAGAACUCAUCUGCUCUCAUUACUAUUGCUGUAACCACGGAACACCGUGAAGAUGUGGAAUUUCAGAAUCCAUUGAACUCUUCCGGUUAUUCAUCCACUAAAAAGUCUGCUGAUUCUAAAACAGUUAUGAAUCCUUCUCCGUUGAAAGCAUUGGAUGGAGAUGCUUCUGCACUGCAAGUAGAGGUGAAGGAUAUUGAUAAGUCUAAGUCAGGAAUCCUGCUUCCUAAGGACUCGAGUAAUAGAUUUAAAGAUUCCGGUGGGUCCUCUGAUGCAUCGUAUCAUAAAUAUCAUGAUAAAAAUGCUUAUUCGCAAACCAAAACCCAGUCGGGUAGACUAUCUGGCAACGCUGAUGAGCUGGAAUCAUCAGUUCGGGCGAAAGUGAAAAAUGGGAUCCGUCAACUGCUUGACCUUAACCUCUCGGACGGGAAGUACUCUGUUCCAACUACAGUAUGGCCACCUGAUGGCUUUGGAUUAGUGGAUGAUCGACUAAGCGUAAAGAACCUUAUAUUGUUAAAGGGGGAGAGCCUGAAAAGCUUGUUCGGACACUUUUCAUUGUUGCUAUAUCUAGACAGUUAUAUGUAAUUUUCACGAAUGAGGGUUAUUCCUAGUCCUUUUUCAUAUGACACAAAGACUAUGCCGGUAUAUGAGAGUGAGUACUGGGAUGGAAGACAUCAGACCCAUAACCAAGGAUACCUCCUCUGCUGUAAU